Cicer arietinum (chickpea) is the source of this 1655-nucleotide messenger RNA. NCBI's taxonomy places the organism in Eukaryota, Viridiplantae, Streptophyta, Magnoliopsida, Fabales, Fabaceae. The record is from RefSeq and is a predicted model, not a curated record.
UAGCACCAAGCAAUCAAUAAAAUCCAUAUAGCUUUUCUCUCUAUCAUGUAGUUGGUUUAAUCCUAACUUUCAACUUGUUGCCUCAUGUAUGUAUUGUGUUCAGUCAGAGUCUUGGGAGUGCCCUCUCUGUGACAGAAGGUAUUUAGUUCCGACUGUGAUUUCUGAUCGCCGCCGCUCUUUGAGAUCUGCUACGAAGCUUACUGAAACUGGAAUAACAUCUUUGUCAAGAUAUUUACAACCUCAGAAAUCAAGAGGACAAUCUUCUUCCACUGAUGACAUCCAACUGCUUGAUGAUCCAGCCAACACUAUCAAUUCUGUAUGAAAUGAAUAUAUAUUCUUCAUAACUUCUAUGCGAUGUUACAUUUUUUAGUAUAUCUCUAAUAACAACAUUCAUAGGCAUGCAUCUAUGAGUACUAGUUUUUCUACCAUUGAACAGAAUAACUAUACAUAAAUAAAAUUGUUAAUUGUUAAUUCUAUCUACUAUGAAACUUGGUGCAGGCAUAUCAAGUUCCAGAAGGUUCUCUUGUAGAAUCCCCUUCAAGAUAUGUAGUACAAGUUGCUCAUUCUCUCACCUUGGAACCAGAAAUGGGACAUAAAGAAGCUGAAAAUGUUGGAAAUUCAAAGGCUGGUAUACCAGAGAUGAUCGAGGAAGUAGGUGAGGUUGAUAAAUCAUUCAAAUCAAAUGGUUGGACAGGAUGCAUUUGAAGAAACAAGUUUGAGGAAAUGAGAAACAAGAGUCAUAUGAAGUCUGUUUCAAUGGCUGGAUGUUCUUCCCCAUCUUCCAGCCUCUAACUGACUGAAAUGGUUACCAUGGUAGGUGAUGAAGAUGAUGAGGUUGAUUUUGUGUGGCCUAAAGACACAUGUGGAUACAGAGUAAAGCCAGAAUUCAUGCCUGUAUUAAGAAAAAUUAUUGGAAAACAUGGAAAUAUUGUUAAGAAUUGUCCGGCGUUGACAGUGAAAUAUCGUUCAAUGCUGGAGAGGAUAUGUGAAAUCAUAUCAGAGUUGGAGAAAAAAGAUGGUACUAAAAUCAGAGAAGGUACCUUGAGAUGUAAGAUUGGUGUUGUUAAUGAAAUAAAAAAUAUGGAAGUGGAAGUUGAAUGGUUUCACACGAGGCUAGCUGAAAUACUUGAGGCAAGAACAAAAUUUCAGCAGUUUGGCAUGAAGAAAGAUAAAACAGAUAACAAUAGAAAGACCAUUGAAAUUGCUAAAAGUGCAUGAGAAGAAUGUGGAGCAGAGAAGGAAGUGUCAGAAAAGCUCUGAGCAAUAUGCGAAAGGGAAACUGUUUGUAAAGAAACAUUGGCUAGAGUGGAAGAUGAGUCUACCAGAAUAUCUCAAACAGUCAAAUAUGCUAAAUCUAAAUUCAGACGCUUUCUUAAUUGCUCAUUGGAUGGUUUGCUUUAGUGAUGCAGUUUCGUCUCCCUUUUUUCUGUUUUAUUCCUUCAUGGUAUUGUUUUAAGUUGACUGUUUUUCAUUGCUUAAAUCUUUUGUUAGACUGUGUUGUUUCCAACUCAUGCAUAACUUGCACAAUUUCACAUGAAAUUUGGUUGGAUGUGUUGCAGUAUAGAAAAGUACAUAUGCAUGGUGGAUGAACUUCCAUUUGAAUGAAUGUGCUUUUUAUAGGUUUGCUUCUUCGGUGACCUGAGUGAUCAUUAAAA